AACACAAAAGCCAACUUGUAGAGAGGGAAAACAGAGAAAAAGAGUGGCUGGAGAUGUGGAUGGAGAAAAAAACGGGGAAAGUGUGAGAGUAGAGAAGGAGAAAUAAUACGUGUGAGAGAGACUAUAGGAGAUAAGGGAGAGAGUGGGGAGGGGUGAGAGAGAGCGAGCGAGAGAGAGAGGAAGAGAGAGAGAGAGAGGAUCGCGCAGCAACUGCUCCUGUAGUUUUGGCUCCGGAGACGCGCAGGACGCAGCGAACUGUCCCGGCUCCCCUCGAUGGUUCACCGCAGCACGGAGGAGGGACAAACCUUCCACCGCUGCCCGGAAAUCAGCGCACAGGAGCCGCCGUACACGCUCUGACAGCACAGACAGGGUGCAGCCAUGCUGAAGCCAGGCGACCCGAGCGGCUCGGCCUUCUUGAAGGUGGACCCGUCCUACCUGCAGCAUUGGCAGCAGCUCUUCCCUCAGGCGCAGUUAAAGGCUCCUCUGGCACCGCCGCCACCUCCACCUGACCGCCUCUCCAUCCCCGUAGACAGCCUGCGCCCGUCCCGCCUACACAGCCACCUCCUAGCCUCCACACACUGUACCUCCUCUUCUUCUUCUACAUCCUCUUCCUCGGCUUCCUCUUCAGCAGCAGCAGCGGCAGCAGCAGCCGCAGCUCUCACCCCGUCGUCCUCCAUCUCCAUCUCCACUUCAGCAGGGAUCUCCCAGCUGCCCGUUCCCCAGCAGAUCGCACUCUUUGGGCAGGCGUUGGCCCCCAUUUGUGCAGGGCCUGGAGGACCUGGAGGAGGAGGAGGACCUGGAGGAGGAGGAGGAGGAGGUGGUGGAGCGACAGCCAGGUUCAAACUGACAUCGGAGGAGCUGGACUACUACCUGUACGGACAGCAGAGGAUGGAGAUCAUCCCACUGAGCAACCACACAGGAGAGGUCAACAACCGCUGUGACAUGUGUGCAGACAACAGAAACGGCGAGUGUCCGAUGCACGGCCCUCUUCACUCUCUGCGUCGACUCGUCGGCACAAGCAGCACAGCGGCACCUGUCACUCUGCCGGACGUCCCUGAUUGGCUCAGAGACCUGCCCAGAGAGGUGUGUCUGUGCACCAGUACAGUUCCUGGUCUGGGUUAUGGGAUCUGCGCAGCUCAGAGGAUCCCUCAGGGAACCUGGAUCGGCCCCUUUCAAGGAGUCCCUCUGCUGCUGGACAAACUGCAGUCUGGAGCCAUCAGAAACACAAGACACCUGUGGGAGAUCUAUGAUUCAGAGGGGACGUUACAGCACUUUAUUGAUGGUAAUGAUCCCAGUAAAUCCAGCUGGAUGAGGUAUAUCCGCUGUGCCAGACACUGUGGGGAGCAGAACAUGAUGGUUGUACAGUACAGGUCCUGUAUCUUCUACAGAGCAUGUAUGGAUAUCCCCAGAGGAACAGAGCUGCUGGUUUGGUACAAUGACUCCUACACUUCGUUCUUUGGCAUCCCACUGCAGUGCAUCGCUCAAGACGAAAACUUAAACGUCCCAGGCACGGUGGUGGAAGCCAUGACCAGGCAAGAGUCCCUCCAAUCCUUCAGCAAGAACGGCAAACCCUCUUCCUCGUCUUCCUCCUCUUCCACCCCCUCCACCGCUCUCAUGCGCUCUAUGGUCUUUCCUCACUCCCCCUGCCCUAGGAAUUUCUCUCUGUUGGACAAGGUUGGGGUCGGGAUUCAGUCGGAUUCCAGUUUUGGCCAGUUGGGGUCAAAGAACCAGCGAGUCCUGGCGAGCCCAACCUCCACCAGCCAGCUGAGCAGUGAUUUCAGUGACUGGCACCUGUGGAAGUGUGGCCAGUGCUUCAAGACCUUCACCCAGAGGAUCCUGCUGCAGAUGCAUGUCUGUCCGCAGAAUCCAGACAGACCAUACCAGUGUGGCCACUGCUCCCAGUCCUUCUCUCAGCCGUCAGAUCUGAGGAACCACGUGGUGACACACUCAAGCGACCGACCCUUCAAAUGUGGAUACUGCGGCCGUGCGUUCGCUGGUGCCACAACACUCAACAACCACAUUCGCACGCAUACAGGGGAGAAGCCGUUCAAGUGUGAGCGUUGCGACCGCAGUUUCACACAGGCCACUCAGCUCAGCCGCCAUCAGCGACUUCCCAACGAGUGUAAACCAGUGAACGAGAGCAGCGAGUCCAUCGAGGUGGAUUAACCCACAAACUGAAAAAUACUGACUGACGCUACAUCCACAUUAAGGCAGCAAAAUCUGAAAACGCAUCUUUUUCCCUCGAUUUUGGCCCGUCAUCCACACUAAGACGCCUUUUUUUUCCUCAUGACAACAGCAAGAAGAAGACAACAGGAAGAAAACAUGGCUUUACAGGUUUUGUGUGUUGAUUCAGGGAUUUUAAUUCCCCAUCCGCUAUAAUAUGCCUGAAGUAAUUACAGAUAUACUUAAUAAGUACACGACAUAUAGUCAGUUGGAGAUAUUAACUUCACUAAGCAUGACAGGCUUUAAAAAUUGCUUUAUGUCACCUUUUAGUGUGAAAGAUGAAAACUGAGCCAUUGGAAAACUUUGACAAAAGCCUGUUAGGUGAUUGUCAUGAGGUGCACGGCAGUAAAAAUUAAGAAGACAACUUUCUGUCACCUCUAACUCACUCUGUGAUUGCUCAUUUCAAAUGUCAAUAUUGCCCAUCUCAGGGUGCAGGUUUUAUCAUUAAGCUGCAUAUAUUGAUCAUCAGGAAAUACUGAUUUAGUCGCCUCAAUAGCGGGUAAACAUGUAGCAUUUAUGAGCCAGAAUCCAAUCACUGUUUUAUACUUGUUUGGUUGUCUGACAGAAUCAUAGGAUGGUCUGUAUUGGAGCACAUUAUAAUCCCACUGCUGAACACACAUUAGCUGUAAUUAAUAGUUUUGUUGUUUGCUGACCGACAGAGAAGCUGUUGUCCUGGAGUUUCAGUGUGGACAGAGAUCUUUACAAUAAAUCUGAAAAUUGACGUUUUUCUUGAAGAGCGUUUUCAGAUUUAGCCAUGUGUAGUGUGGACGUAGUCCGACGGUUUACAGCUUUGACCUAACUGACUGACUAAGAGACACAACAGCCACAUUCAUCCUGCUGGAGAGAAUCCUGAUUCAACCAAACCAAAGAUCCUUUUUUUUUUUCCAGCAGAGAGGAACUUUCAAAUGAAGGAGGGCCGGACUAAUAAACUUACAUUUUUUUGGACAAGGAUAUUUAUUGGAGACUUUUGGGAAAUCCCGUCAGGUUUCCCUCCAAAGAAAACUCUUUCUUGAAACCGGGACAAAAACAAUGAAAUACCAAAAAAUUCAGACUGAUGUUCUGUCUGUAGCUUUACUUCUCGGUUUCUUUUUUUUUUUUUUUCUUUUUGCAGCAGCGAUGCCAAAGGAGGGCGCGACCAAAGUAAACAGACUGAAAAUGCACAACAAGCAACAACACGAACGUCUGAGGAUGACGCUUGAGUUUUACAUCACAAAAUGAACAAAAUAAAAUGACGAGGAGUAUGUAUUGUAAAGAAACAAAAACAAAAAAACAAAAAGAAAGGACAAAAGAAACAAAUUAUAUUUACCUUCUUGCUCAUAUCAUGCUUCGGGCACUUUUGUUUUGUUUGUUAAAAUGUUAAUAAUUUAAUUUUUGUAGCUCUGAUGUUGGCAGAUGAAAAGGCAGAGAAAGAAAGGAAAUACAGAUGAGAUAAUGGAUGUGAUUUCUUAUAGAAAUAAUCCCACAUAAAGAGAUGUGUUAAAUAUAAAGCUGACACAGCGUGUGUUUAAAAAUGUAUUUGGGAUCAGUCCUUGUUUUUUCUCAUCUUGGCAUUUAAAACAUUUUCAGGGUGAACAUUUCUUCCAUUGUAUUCCAUCUUUUCAGUUACUUUCAUUUCAGAUUAAUAUAAAGAUGACAUCUGAUCAUCAGAGGCACAAACAUCUUCAAAUCCAAAAGGGCAAAUGUUUCUGGUUUAAAAAUGCUUUCUCAUCUCUCUCAUAAAGUGUCGUCUCAUGAACUAUAUUUGCUACGUAAUGCAAGUUUGAAUCCAUUCACAAGCAAUCUCAGAUGUGUAAAUAGUCCUGUGUCAUUCUGAUACACUUUGUAUUAAAAUGAGUAAGGGUAAAAGCACAGUUAUUUCAUAAACACCAAAUAGGUUUUUGUGCCUGAGAGUUUAAAAAGCUUUAAUAAUAAUGAUAAUAAUAAUAGUAAUCUGAAUACUGUAAUUUCCCAAAGAUUAACAGUGUGAACCUAGUGGAUGUAAAGCUACAGUCCAAACCAAAUUCAAAGGGAUGUUUCACCGCACAAAAACACCUUUACUUUUGUCACACAGGCGUCUGUAAGAGUUCCUGAACACUUUUGGUCAUUGUCAGAGAGUUCAGAUCAAGAAUCUUAGCUAUUUAAUUGUUGUGACUACAAACCUGCUCACAUCUCCACCUACUGUAAUCAUAACCUGUACUUAAUAUGCCACUUUAAAAGGGCCAUUCUGAACAAGCUAGAGUGUCAACAAACUCGGCUGUCUUCUGGCAUGCACACCAAAUGUGAGCUAAAUGAAACGAGCACCAAAUUUCAUAUUCAUAUGUGGCUUUGCUCAGAUUUGGCUGCAGCUCUUACCCCGAAUUUGUGCUGACUUGUGCAUACCAGUCACUGCAAUGUUUGGGUACCUUGUCUGCCCGCCAAUCAACAUCAGUGUCUGUAUGUUAACUUCAGGACAUGCUGUCCUUCAGUAAGUCUGCACCACAGUUUUCAUGUUUGUCGGACUAUUUGACUGUUUUGUGUAAAUUUUGUCCAGUGUGUAAGAUUUAGGGGGCUGUAUUUAUAAAAUAUGGAAUAUUCUGGAAUAUAAUCUGUAGAACUAGAAAGGACAGGGUGAGGUGAGGGGUUGCAAUCAGCAACUAGAUGCCACUAAAUCCUUCAAACUGGUCCUGUAAGUUAUGUUGUAACGCCUCACAUGCAACUCUGGCAAUGACUUUUAACAAUUGGAACUAUCUAGCAAGUUUUGAAGUUUGGUGAAUGAAAUUUGAAGUAACCACCAUCUUGGCCUUUCAUAUUUUAUAAAAUAAUCUGUCUGGUGUCAUAAUUUGUGUUAAGUCUCAAAUUUCAAUCACAUAAAUUAAGCCUGAAAACUAAAAAACAUCUGUUUCACAUUUUCACAGAUGGAGUUUAAUGAUAGUCAUAGAUCAUCGAGUGUUGUACUUUAUUAACAUGAUGGUUAGAUCAGUUCUGUAAUGUGAUAACAAAAUCCUGAUGUUUGUGUGGUGGUGGCGGAACUGGAGAACAGACAUGUUGGAACUGAACCAACAGCUCAUCAAACUCUUACAGACUUGUUUGUGUUACUAAAAGUAAAACAGUUUUGAGCCAGAGUGUGACAUCCCUUUAUUCAGAAUGCUGAAUGAUCCAAUGCUGUAUAUAGAAAAAUACAAACCAUGGGGUUUUUAUAUGAUGGAUCAGUGGACAAAAACACAAAUGUGAAUAUGAACCAGAGCUCUGAGCAAAUUCACUUUCUGUUCACGUGAGAGGAUGGACUUGAAACAUGUGACAAAAAGUCUUCAGCUGCUAUUUAUUUAAAAUAAAACCAACCUAAAUUACUGAACAUAGACAACCUGGUGACAUAUUUGUAUAUUUAUACAAGCUACGGGAGAGUUUGACAGUAGAAAAUGUUUCAAAAUCAAACUUUUCAGUUUUUAUGAAUACCCUGUUUUAAGUCCCCCUUUCUGAUUUCACAAGGUGACAAAGACACAGCAUCAGCCCAUUCUCCAGAGACCAGAGUAAUUCUGGGAAAUGUAGGAACUCCCUGACUAAAGUAGAGCUUGCAGUAGUUUGUUUUUACUGUUCUCUCCCAUUAAGAGGUACUGUGGAAAUAAAUAAAUUUACUGUUGGCUCUUCUUUAAAAAUGAAAAAAAAUAUUUGGUGUCAGACCACAAAUUAAAUAUUAGAAAAUAAAUAAAUAAAUAAAUAAAUAACUGAUAUACAGCAUUUAUUUUCCCACAGUUGGUUGAAAAUAUAAAAAGACUUUCUGGACAGAAAUUGAAUCUUGCUCAGCCCUUCUGAUGAUGAUAAUCAUUUUCUCUGUUAUAUGAAAAAAAAAAAAACUGUCAUGCCAAACAGACAGACUCUGAAUCCAUUUUGACUCGAUCUUGUUUGCAUGAUUUCUCUGACUCCUUUGCCCCGUUUUUUAAAUGAAUGUCAAAAUGAGAUCAAAAACCAAAAAGACGUUGUUCCAUAGGAAAUAAAGCUGAA
Molecule: messenger RNA, 6180 nt
Organism: Larimichthys crocea (large yellow croaker)
Lineage: Eukaryota; Metazoa; Chordata; Actinopteri; Sciaenidae
Gene: prdm6
Product: PR domain containing 6
Exons: 10
Coding region: 379-2166 (595 amino acids)
Biological process (GO): regulation of gene expression
Cellular component (GO): nucleus
Molecular function (GO): protein binding; histone methyltransferase activity
Source: RefSeq, a predicted model, not a curated record